UUACAAUUUGCAUAUCCACAAACUUUGUACCAACUAAAGCAAAAAUAAAAUACAAUAAAAUACUUGUUUGUGAAAUUAUUCCUUUCAUGUGACAAAUCAUUGUACCUAUAAAUUAGGUAGCUAAACCUGGAUUCCCAUAUCAUCAGUGGUGAACAUGGAAGCCAUAGGAGUUUUUGGAUCAAAACUCUCCGUUUGGCCUCAUACAAAUUUAUUUCCAGCAUGCAAACUCUAUCGUUUUCCGGUGACCUCGUAUCCUCGUAAGCAUGUACAUUUUGUUCCUUUGAAAGCGACAGCUAAUACUAUGGCUUGUGAAGAUGAAGAAAAUAAUCGUAAUUUCAGAAAGUUAGUCCCUUCUAAAUGGGAUCAUCAAUCCCUUUUUGCUAAUCUAGAUUUCUCAGAGAUGGAUGCGCUUGGGAGAGAGAUAGAGGCACUAAAGCCACAAGUGAGGAACAUGUUCAUGUCUUCCAAAGACAUUAAGAAGAAAAUUCUUUUUAUCUAUUUGCUUGUGACACUUGGUCUCGCAUAUCAUUUCGAGGAUGAGAUCGUGGAGACUCUAAAAGAUGGUUUCCAAAAGAUAGAGGAAAUCAUGUCGGAUGAAGAUGAUUUGUACGCUGUUUCCAUUAUCUUCUAUGUUUUCAGGACAUAUGGUCACAACAUUUCUUCUGAUGUUUUUGAGAGGUUCAAAGGGGACAGUGGAGAGUUUAAGGAGUGUCUUACAAGAGAUGCUAAGGGUAUCCUAAGCUUGUAUGAAGCUGCUCACAUGGGGACAACUACAGAUUAUAUAUUGGAUGAAGCUUUGACCUUCACAUUAAGUUACUUAGAGUCGUUAAGUUGUACAUGCAAACCUAAUAUGUCAAGGCUUAUACGAAACUCUUUGGGUCUACCACAGCCUAAAAACAUGGAGAUAUUAGUGGCAAAGGAAUUUAUCCGGUUCUACGAAAAUGAAGAAGAUUGCAACAAGAUGCUACUCAAGUUUUCCAAGCUUAACUUUAAAUUCCUCCAGCUACUUUACCUUCAAGAAUUCAAAAUCCUUUCAAAAUGGUACAAGGAACAAGACUUUGAAUCUAAGUUGCCACCUUACUACAGAGACAUACUUGUGGAACUGAACCUCGCUACGCUAGCAUACAUGGAGCCGAAACAUUCACGAGUGAGAAUUUUUCUGACUAAGUUUUACACGAUUCAAGUAAUACAAGAUGAUACGUGUGACAGAUAUGCUUCUCUUCGUGAGGUCGAAAUCCUCGCCGAUACCAUUGAAAGGUGGGAUCUCGACGAUCAUGCCAUGGAUGGACUACCAGAUUAUUUGAAAUCAUUGGUUAAAUUUAUAUUUGGUACAUUCCAAGAAUUUGAAAGAGAACUUGGGUCAGAAUUAGGAGGGCUUUACAGUGUGAAAGCCACAAUUGAAUACUUCAAGAGAUAUAUGAGAAGCAACCUUCAACUUGCGAAAUGGGCAAGUGCGGAUCACUUGCCUAGCUUUGAGGAGUACCUAGAUGUUGCUGGACUCGAGAUUGCUGUAGAAUUUACUUUGGCAUGUAUUUUGAUGCUCAUGGAGAAUAUCCGCAAGGAAGAAGCUUAUGAGUGGUUGAAAUCUAGAGACAAACUCGUUAGAGCAAUGUCUACAAAAGCACGAGUACCUAAUGAUAUGUUUGGUUAUGAGGAUGACAUGAGCAGAGGAUAUCAGACGGGCUCGGUCAACUGUUAUAAGAAGCAAUAUGGAGUUACCGAAGAAGAAGCAUUCAGAAAGCUUGGUCAAUUGAUUGCAGAAGGUGAUAAGAUGAUGAAUGGGGAGAUUUUGAAGCCAAUCAAUGUGCCACGCCAGGUUCUAAAGGUAGUCAUCGACACUUUACGUGCACUGAAUGUUGGAUACGAUAAAGAAGAUGGAUUCACCCGUCCUGAUCGACAUCUCAAGAACCAUAUCAUGUCUAUAUACGUUAAUCUUUGAAGACGUUGGUGUAUCCAAACUUGUGGUUUAGUAAGUGAAUGUGUAUGUACUUUUCCUACAAUACUGUGUCCCGUCGGUUGGUUUUCAAGAAAAGUAUAUGUGGUUUUGUGUUGCUUACCUGUUGCCUGUUGGUUGGGUUUCGGUUUUAUGUUGCCUUCUGAUGCAUCUUGUCCUUCAUCUUCGACUUUGUUUCCUCAUAGUCGAGAUAGCUUUACAUCUUUGUUGGGUUCUAUGUUUUCGUUGGGUUUUACUUUUCGUUUCGGCUUUCUUGUAUUCUAUUUAUUUUGAUAUUCAUUUUAAAGGAUUGUGUUUGAGUUUUGUAGACUUCCAAAGUUAUUUCUAACCAUAACACCAAAUUUAAUAUUAGGCGGUUAUUGGACAAUGAAUUUGUAAUACGAUUUGUGAAUUUUAUGUAGAUUGUGAAAAUAGUUGAUAGAUUUUUAAAAGUUAUGUAGCUGUGAAAGUUUAUAUACAUUGACUUAUGAAAUUUGAUUAUAAUUUUUCAGAUUAGUACAU
Messenger RNA from Brassica napus (rape), 2455 nucleotides. RefSeq names its product terpenoid synthase 28-like. The coding region runs from base 155 to 1939 and encodes 594 amino acids. Gene Ontology annotation, biological process: diterpenoid biosynthetic process. The record is from RefSeq and is a predicted model, not a curated record. Gene Ontology annotation, molecular function: magnesium ion binding; terpene synthase activity. Lineage: Eukaryota; Viridiplantae; Streptophyta; Magnoliopsida; Brassicales; Brassicaceae. The transcript has 7 exons.